Eruca vesicaria subsp. sativa (arugula) is the source of this 1719-nucleotide messenger RNA. The record is from the annotation of a GenBank genome assembly. NCBI's taxonomy places the organism in Eukaryota, Viridiplantae, Streptophyta, Magnoliopsida, Brassicales, Brassicaceae.
AUGAUCCCUUACCCAACCGUCCAAGACGCGUCUAUAGCUUUAGGACGGAACCUGACAUGGUUCGAAACGGUUUGGUUCGAUUACUCAGCCACCAAAUCUGAUUUCCAUGUUUACUGUCACACCAUUUUAAUACUUUUCCUAGUCUUUUCUCUCGCUCCUCUCCCUUUUGUGUUCGUUGAAUUGACUGGCUGGUUCGAGCGGUUUAAGAUUCAGCCCAAAGUGAAGUAUUUGUUGUCAGAUAUGUUUCGGUGUUAUAAAGAUGUCAUGAAGCUGUUCCUACUUGUAGUCGGCACGUUGCAGUUCGUUACUUAUCCUUCCAUCCAGAUGGUUGGGAUUCGAAGUGGGUUGCCAUUACCAACAUUAAUGGAGAUGGUAGCACAAUUAGUGGUGUACUUCUUGAUAGAAGAUUACACUAACUAUUGGAUCCAUAGAUGGUUGCAUUGCAAAUGGGGUUUUGAGAAGAUACAUCGAGUCCAUCACGAGUACACUUCUCCGAUCGGGUAUGCAUCGCCGUAUGCACAUUGGGCUGAGGUCUUACUUCUUGGGAUUCCGACAUUUCUUGGACCGGCGAUUGCACCUGGCCACAUUAUGACCUUUUGGCUGUGGAUAAGCUUACGUCAAAUGGAGGCGAUAGAAACUCACAGCGGAUAUGAUUUUCCAUGGACUCCGACAAAAAUGGUACCAUUCUACGGUGGGGCUGAGUAUCAUGAUUAUCAUCACUACGUUGGAGGACAAAGCCAGAGCAACUUUGCUUCAGUUUUCACUUAUUGCGACUAUAUUUACGGAACUGACAAAAAAAUCUCGCGCGAGCAAAUGGCGUGGAACGUGUUCAAGUUCUGCACAGCACUCCGCGCGUUGGGUUCGAUCAUGAUCCUUGUCGUAUUAGGAAUCAUCGGAUUCACAUACUACGCCCUUGUCGUUGCCAAUUACGGACCGUCUCUACUCCUCGGUGGUCUCGAUUCAUUACUAGCUCUUCUCGUUUUAGCCCUCUUUCACUUUCUGCUUAUAAUGUUACUGUGGAGUUAUUUCUCUGUUGUUGUGACGGACCCUGGUGGUGUACCACCGGGAUGGAGGCCGGAACUAGACAUUGAGAAAAGCGAUGGAAGCCAAGAAUACACUUCACUUACGGUUGGUGAUUCAUCUUCUCAUAUUGUAAGAUACUGCCGGAAGUGCAAUCAAUAUAAACCUCCUCGUUCUCACCAUUGUUCUGUCUGUGGAAGAUGCAUUCUAAAGAUGGACCAUCACUGUGUGUGGGUUGUGAAUUGUGUUGGGGCAAAGAACUACAAGUCUUUUCUCCUUUUCUUGUUUUACACAUUUCUUGAGACAACGGUGGUUGCAGUAUCACUCUUUCCAGUUUUCCUCGUAUUUUUUACCGAUGGAGAUAGUGAUGUUACCGUUUCACCAGGAAGCCUAGCUGCCACUUUCGUUGCAUUUGUAUUGAACAUAACAUUUGCGCUAAGUGUCCUAGGCUUCCUAAUCAUGCACAUAAUGUUGGUCGCGCGUAACGCCACGACUAUUGAGGCAUAUGAGAAACAUACAGCUCCUAACUCUCCUUAUAAUCUUGGUCGUAAGCAAAACUUUGAACAGGUUUUUGGAAGGGAUAAACUGUAUUGGUUCUUGCCAUUGUACACAGAAGACGAUAUGAAGAGGAUGCCAGCACUUAGAGGGUUAGACUUUACGAGCAGGUCCGAAGAGUCAGAGCCGCUUCAGUCUCUAUGA